Messenger RNA from Pieris brassicae (large cabbage white), 2690 nucleotides. Its product is annotated as phospholipid phosphatase 5. The coding region runs from base 122 to 961 and encodes 279 amino acids. The record is from RefSeq and is a predicted model, not a curated record. NCBI's taxonomy places the organism in Eukaryota, Metazoa, Arthropoda, Insecta, Lepidoptera, Pieridae. Gene Ontology annotation, biological process: phospholipid metabolic process. Gene Ontology annotation, molecular function: phosphatidate phosphatase activity. The transcript is spliced from 7 exons.
UCCAUUGAGUUCAAAAUCGACCGCAAUCAAGUCAAGCAAAUAAAUAGCAAGUACACCAUGUUUAGUAUCAAAAACAAAUAUUAAAUACGAUAUUUACCGGCUUCUGAAUCACACAAGUAAAAUGCCGCUCAUCCGUUCUGCCAGUGUUAACUUGCUGGUGGAAAUAGUUCUCCGAAUAGGUUUUUUGUCAGCUUUUUGUUACAUGGAGUCAUUGCCGCCAUUCACCAGGAUAAUUCAGCCAUCAGAACUCCAUGAUAGCUGUAAGUUCCCUCGUCACGACUCCUAUGUACCCACAAGCACUCUGUGGAGUAUUGUGUUAUCUGUGCCCUGUAUACUUUCGUUACUGGCUUGGGCCUUUUGCAGUGACUGUAAUGAUGCCUUAGAGUUUCUUCUGGCAUGGUCACUGUCACUGGGCAUCACAGGCGUUCUGACAGACACCGUAAAGCUUAUUGUAGGUAGACCACGCCCGGAUUUCUUCUACCGAUGCUAUCCAGAUGGUGUAGAAUCUCCAAAUCUUCAAUGUACUGGAGAUCCAGCUGAUAUUAUGGAAGGACGGAAAUCAUUUCCCAGUGGGCACAGCAGUUUAUCGUUCUGCUCUCUGGGUAUAGCAUCUUUAUGGCUCUGUGGCCGUUUGGGAGUGUUGUCCCGUGGCAGAGGGUCGGGGGUUCGAGUCUCGGUGACGCUAGCACCUUUGGUACUCGCAUCUUGCAUCGCGCUAUCACGGACAUGCGAUUAUCAUCAUCAUUGGCAAGAUGUCCUAGUCGGAUCAAUACUUGGUCUGUCAGUUUCGACAUUUUGUUAUCGACAAUACUACAACCCUCUCAGUUCGGACAACGCUGGCGUUCCUUACAUUGUUUCGAUGUCAAAUGUCAAAUACUUUAACGGAAAACCUGACAUAAGUCCGGUGAAGGAGAAGGAGGAAACCUCGCCGUUGCUGAAGAAGGAAGAUAAAUGGAUUUAAAUUUAGCAAAAUUUGAGGGUACACGCGCCAUUUGUUUUUGGUGAAAUAUUAAAGUUUGUUGUCGUUUUGUGAGCGAGAUAUGUGAUAAUUUAUUUUUAGAUUAAUUUUCUAAACCUCAUUCUUUUGACUUAAAUUAUGUAUAACGGACGCUUUUAAUAUGAAAAAAGUGUAAUACGUACUACAAAUGGUAAAAGUUUACACAUCGCUUGCCCCGGAGAACGUCGUAAAAACAAAACCUAUUUAUAAUCAGGAAAUAUAAAAAAAAAUCAUAUAAUUACUAGCAUAUAUAGCAUAUACAAAUAUAUGUAUAUAACUGUUAUGAUUAUUCAGUAAAAUUACAAUCUGAACUAAAACUAUUUUUAUGGUUGUUGCGAUCUAUUUCCUAACAUUGAACAAAGUAAUUUCCAUAAAAUAAUGACAUCCUUGUGUUUUUUUUUACCGUAAAAGGAUUUUCAAAAGUCUGAAAAUCACCCAACAGUCUUAAUAGUGCUUUACGACUUUAUUCUUCGAGGCAAGCGACGUGUAGAACUAAUAAGGUUAGAAAGGUUUCAGCUGCAGGUUUUCCAUUUUAUAUAUUUGGAACAAAUAUACGGGUUACAUAUACCGUCAAACGUCUUAAACAAAUGUCCGAUUUUUAGUUUAGGGAGGAGUGACGCGUCGAUCGCGUGAUUGGUUAAUCAGUUGACGUUUGUGUCCCGCGCUGUGUACGAUGCGCAAACCUUCCCUCACUCCCUUGUUAAAUACUCAAGAAGUUUGCCGGUAUCUGUACUCUGAUGGAGUUGGAAGCUUGUCAACGGCUACUUAAACAUAUGUUAUUUAACUUUUAUUUAGUUCCAGUUAAUUAUAUAAAUAUAUGAAGUAUAAUCAUCGAUCUAUAUAUUUUAUGUGUUAAGGUUGCUUACAAUUUACCAGAGCCGGUAUUAGUAUCGCUAUACUAAUUCCAACCGAUACGGAUAUCGGGAGAACUAUCUCGAAACUAUAAACAUAUUAAAGUUUGUUAUAAUAUAACAGUGGGCAAAUGGCACUUACAAGGCGGGCGUUGCCGGCCUUUUAGGAACUCUACUGUAUUCUUAUAUUACGCGAUUUAAGUCCCUCGUACAACACUGGUAUUCCCGCAUAUAACACGGGGAUUGUGCGUUAUAUUUAUAUAACGUUUUGUAAUUAUUUCGUUCAUAAUAUUCGGUAUAUCAUUUGUAUAUAGCGCUUCAUACGUGAUUACGUUUAUGACAACCAAUCUACCGUUAUAUAGGCACAUUGUUUUUGGGCGUGUUCAUUUAGUUGGAGUCGCUUUCACAGAAUACCGAUCCAUUCUAAGUUAACCACGAUCUGUAUUGUAAUUUUCAUUCCUCAUAGACACGUGUACUUUUAUAUGUAAAUGUUUUAAAACUUUUUAAAUAUUUGAAUUAAAUUUAAGAUAAAAAGCAUUUUAUAUAUAUAAAAUGUGUAAAGAUAUAAUAAUCAAAGGGACAGGUCAGUGUUUAGGGAUCCAACUUGAGCCUCAGGUCAUGUAUUGUGUUUUACUAUCGCCACUAAUUGCGUACGAAAUGAGGGACUGUCCCUGCGCAUGCGCACGAGACAUGGCCUGUCUGAACAGAGUGUAUCCCGUUUUGAAGUACAUAAUUUUAACAUAACUCGAUACAAUUGCGUAGUUUUAUGCAUGUUACCAGUGUUAAUAGCAAAUUUUUAAUUGUAAUUGAUGUUUUUUAAAUUAUAAUAAAUGUUUAUAACU